AUGAUACCAUUAUUCCUCUUUUUCACACUCACCUUCGUUCUCAUCAUCACCACCACCUUUUUCCUCCGUCCAAAACAACCCAAACAUGACAGCAAACAUCCGCCCGGUCCACCGGGCUAUCCUGUCAUCGGUAACCUCCACAUGUUAGGCACCCUGCCACACCGUUCCCUCGAAGCCUUGUCCAAAAAACAUGGUCCCAUCAUGUCACUCCGGUUAGGACAAGUUCCAACUGUUAUAGUCUCUUCAUCUUCAGCAGCUGAACAAUUCCUCAAAGCAAAUGAUCUUGCUUUCGCCAGCCGUCCAAAACUCGAAGCCACGCACUACCUAGCUUACGGUUCUAAGGGGUUGGUUUUCUCUGAAUAUGGCGCGUAUUGGCGUAACAUGAGGAAGAUUUGUACUCUGCAGCUUUUAAGUGCUUCUAAAGUCGAGUCGUUUGCGUCUUUGAGAAAGACGGAAAUGGAGUUAGCUAUGAAGUUGUUGAAGAAAGCUGCGAGCUCGGGUGAGGUUGUUGAUGUGAGUGAGUUUGUGCAUGAUGUUAUAAUGGAUAUUGUAUGUAAGAUGGUGUUGGGGUGUAGUAUCGACGAGGUUUUUGAUUUGAAGAGGCUAAUUCAACAAGGGAUGAACCUUUCUGGUGCUUUUAAUCUUGCUGAUUAUGUUCCUUUUCUUCGAGUUUUUGAUCUUCAGGGUUUAAGAAGAAGGUACAAGAGAACUCAUAAAGAACUUGACCAAGUGUUGGAGAAGAUAGUUAAGGAGCAUGAAGAAAAUUCAGAUGUACAGAAUGGAGGACAGAAGCAUAAGGACUUUGUCGACAUUCUACUGUCACGGAUGAACCAGCCGAUCGAUUCGUCUCACGAACAAAACAAUGUCGUUGACCGAACAAAUAUAAAGGCUAUAGUCUUAGACAUGAUUGCUGGUGCAUUCGAAACUUCUGCAACCGUCGUGGAGUGGGCUUUAGCCGAGCUCAUGAGACAUCCAAGAGUGAUGAAAAAUCUUCAACAAGAGUUAGAUAAUGUGGUUGGGGUGAACAAAAUGGUGGAGGAAAAUGAUUUGUCAAAGUUAAGUUACUUAGAUAUUGUGAUCAUGGAGACUCUAAGAUUAUAUCCCGCGGGACCACUCGUGCCACGCGAGUCAAUGGAGGAUGCUACGGUUGAUGGUUAUUUUCUACAAAAGAAAUCAAGAAUAAUUGUGAAUUUAUGGGCGAUAGGAAGAGAUUCUAAGGUAUGGUCUGAUAAUGCAGAUGAAUUUUAUCCAGAGAGAUUUGUGGACAAAAAUUUAGAUUACCGCGGAAAUGAUUUCCAGUUUAUACCAUUCGGUUUUGGUCGAAGAGGAUGUCCUGGAAUAAACUUGGGACUUAUUACGGUUAAACUUGUUGUCGCUCAACUGGUACAUUGUUUUUCUUGGGAACUUCCCUCGAAUAUGACUCCAAAUGAUUUGGACAUGACAGAAAAAUUUGGUCUCUCAAUCCCAAGAGCCAAGCACUUACUUGCCAUGCCAAAAUAUCGUCUUCACGGGGAAGCAACAUGA
Molecule: messenger RNA, 1524 nt
Organism: Lathyrus sativus (Indian pea)
Lineage: Eukaryota; Viridiplantae; Streptophyta; Magnoliopsida; Fabales; Fabaceae
Source: the annotation of a GenBank genome assembly